AUGCCAAUCGCCAUCACUGGUAUCAGUACGAGAUUUCCAGGUGGUGCUGAUACACCUGAAGCUCUUUGGAAGAUGAUCUCCAAGGGUAAAAGUGCCUGGUCAAAGGUUCCUGAGGAUAGGUUCGCUUUGGAUGCUUUUUAUCAUCCUGACCCAGACCGAAAUGGCGCUAUGAAUGUUGUUGGUGGCCAUUUCUUGGAUGAAGAUAUUGCGUGCUUUGAUGCGCCAUUCUUUGGCAUCAGCCGGAACGAAGCAAAGGCCAUGGAUCCUCAACAAAGACUCCAGCUAGAGUCCGCUUACGAAGCUCUCGAGAAUGCCGGCAUCUCAAUCGACCAAGCCUCCGGGACAAAAACAUCCGUCCACAUCGGCGUCUUCAACAAAGACUACGCCGACAUAAUGUGUCGCGACCCCGAAACCGGCCCCCUCUACCAAGCAACCGGCAACGGCCAAUCCAUCCUCUCCAACCGAAUCUCCUACUUCUUUAACCUCAAAGGCCCCAGCGUAACCGUCGACACAGCCUGUUCCUCCUCCCUCGUCGGUCUCCACCUCGCCGUCCAAGGCUUACGUAUGGGUGAAGCCGAACAAGCCAUCGUUGGCGGAACGAACCUCAUCUUCAGCCCUGAUAUCAUGGUCGCUAUGAGUUUGCUCGGCUUUCUUUCGCCAGAUGGAAGGUCUUAUGCUUUUGAUCAUAGGGCGAAGGGUUAUGCGAGGGGUGAAGGUAUCGCGACGCUUGUUCUCAAACCGUUGGAUAAAGCUAUAAGGGAUGGUGAUCCUAUCCGCGCUGUUAUUCGUGGAACAGGCGUUAAUUCCGAUGGGAGAACCGCGGGAAUCACGCUUCCGAAUGGUGAUGCGCAGGCUGAGCUUAUUCGUGAGGUUUAUGCUAACGCUGGUCUUGAUCCUGCUGAGACGGGAUACUUUGAAGCGCACGGUACAGGUACCCAGGCUGGAGAUCCCAUGGAAGCUGGUGCUAUUCACCGCGUGUUUACAGCUAAUCGUCAGCGCUCUUCGCCUUUGUAUCUUGGGUCUAUCAAGACGAAUAUUGGGCAUUUGGAGGGUGCGAGUGGUUUGGCUGGUGUUGUCAAGGCGGUGUUGUGUCUUGAGAAGGGACAGAUUCCGCCGAAUAUGAACUUUGAGAAGCCGAAUGAGCGGCUUGAUCUGGAGGCAUGGAACAUCAAGGCUACAGACGUUCCCCGUCGUGCCUCAGUCAACAGUUUCGGCUACGGCGGUACAAACGCCCACGUCGUGCUCGACAGCUACGACGCAUCGAAACAUGAAGUCAAGACCAUUGACUCAGAAAUCGACCGCAGAGUCUUUGUAUUCUCAGCAGGUCAUCAAGAAGCAGCGUCAUCACUCUUGGCUCGCAUGGCAUCUUACCUGCGCGACAUCCCCACCGAGAAACACGCCCGCGUUCUUCAGCAACUCGCCUACACUCUUUCCCAGCGCCGUUCUCAAUUGUCCCACAGACUAGCUAUCUCUGCUAGUUCUGUUGAAGAACUCAUCGAUACUUUUGAGAAUGGAAAGCUCAGCCUCGUCAAGUCCCAGCGUGUCACGCGUCUUGGUCUCGUCUUCACAGGUCAAGGUGCACAGACUGCGCAAAUGGGCGUUGGUCUCAUGCAUCAAUACGGCGUUUUCGCCGAUAGUCUCCAUCGCGCUGGCGCGACUCUCGAGAACAUCGGUUGUACUUGGGAUCUUGUCGAAGAGCUCUCUAAGGAUGCUGAGAGCAGUCUUGUCAAUGAGCCACUGUACAGUCAACCGCUUUGCACGGCGGUGCAGAUUGCGCUGGUUGACUUGCUUCACUCAUGGGAUGUGCAACCAACUGCUGUUACUGGCCAUUCCAGUGGUGAGAUCGCAGCUGCAUAUGCUGCCGGUGCUUUGUCUCAUGAGGCUGCUAUGAUUGCGGCUUACUACCGUGGUGUUGCAUCAUCUCAACUGGCUGCUGACUCUAGUGUCGAUGGAAGCAUGGCUGCUGUUGGUCUGUCGCCUGAUGAGGCGCAAGGCUAUUUGGACAAGUUGACGACUGGUAAGCUGGUGAUUGCUUGCUACAAUGCGCCUUACAACGUCACUCUCUCUGGCGAUGUUCCCGCUCUUGACGAACUUGAGUCUCUGUUACAAGACACGGGUGUCUUCUUCAGACGACUCAAAGUUCCUGUCGCGUAUCAUUCGCAUCACAUGCAACAAAUCGCCGACGUCUAUCGCAAGUCCCUCGAGUCUCUUCCCAAGCCUGCCGCGAGCGACUCAGGGGUACAGUUCUACUCAUCCGUCACUGGUACAUUGACGCCCAUCUCUGAACUCGACGCUGAGUACUGGGUCCGAAACAUGACCUCACCAGUUCAAUUCACCUCUUCAUUGAAGAGCAUGUGUCUCGGUCUCAAGCCAGACGGGAAACGUCUUACUCGGGGUAACAAGAUGAACGUGCAAAUGCUGGUUGAGGUUGGUCCUCACUCUGCCCUCGCUGGACCUAUCAAGAGCAUCCUCAAGGAUCCCUCGUUCAGCAGCAAGGCCCAACUGCCUUAUACUUCUUGUCUUGUCCGCAAGGAAGACGCUGUGAGUGCUGUUCAGAAGGCAGCUGGUGAUUUGUUCAUGAACGGAUACGCUGUCAAUCUCGCGCGCAUCAACGAGCCAAUUGACGGUCCUUGCCCUCGUGUCCUCCCCGAUCUUCCGCCAUAUCCGUGGAACCACUCCCAGCGAUACUGGCACGAGUCACGCAUCAGCAAGAACUACCGCCUGCGAAACCAGCCUCGCAAGGAUCUCAUCGGCGCACCGGUCUCUGACUGGAACCCUACUGAGCCCCGCUGGCGAGGCUUCAUUCGUCUCUCGGAACUCCCUUGGAUCAAGGAUCACAAGGUAGAGGGCAAGAUUCUCUACCCAGCUGCUGGUAUGAUCGCCAUGGCCGUUGAAGCGAUGCGACAACUGGUGGAUGCUGAUCAAGUCACUGAGUUUGAGCUGCGCGACAUCCAGAUCGGUAAGGCUAUCAUGAUCAGUGAGGAGGAUGGUGAUCUGGAGACUAUGUUUACCGCGCGUCCUUGGAGUACCUCUGCUGUUGAGUCCUCUAAUCAUUGGUGGGAAUUCCGGCUGUUCACUGUCAGUGAGAAUGAGGGCUGGAGUGAGCAUUGUCGUGGUUGUAUCGCUGCUGUGAAGGGUUACUCCUCCGGUGACCUCGGCGGUGCGAAAGAGACCAAGCUUCGCGCCGAGACAUCACACAAUCUUGUCGCUCAGCACGAUGAGGUCUGCGAUGAUACCGUCAACACUCGUCGUAUGUACGAUGAUCUCGAGCACGUUGGUCUCUACUACGGCCCUUCAUUCCAGAACAUCUCCAACCUGCGAAGCGCCAAGAAGCAACCUCUGGUGUAUGCCAACGUCACAGUCCCAGACACAGCACAUCUUAUGCCUCACAAGUUCGAGUUCCCUCAUCUUCUACACCCUGUCACUCUAGACUCUAUUCUCCAGACCAUCUUCCCUGCUCUGGCAUCUGGCGACAAGGACCUUUCCAGCCCUCUUGUCCCGACGUUCAUCAAGCGAAUGAUGGUUGCCAACAGACCUUGUAGUUCGCCUGGACAGGUCCUCAAGGUGGCUUCAUCAGCGCUAUGGAAGGGCUUCAGACACGCCGACGCUGAUAUCACUGCGCUGGAUACUAGUGAUGGCUUGGCAAUGAUUGAGAUUCAGGGUUUGAGAUGUUCUUCAAUCGCGCACAUGGUAGCAGCUGAGACCAGCACUGAUAGCCGCAAGCUCUGCUUCGACAUGAUCUGGGAUGACGACCUCAGUCUUCUCGAAGCCAAGAACAUUACCAAGGUUCUCCCGCCAACGACUGCGACUGAUGAGAUCUCAGCUGAGAUUCGUGACAUGGAGACCGCAGCGUUCUUGUACAUGAAGAAGGCUGUUAAGAGUCUCAAGCCGGAGGAGCGCGCUAAUAUGUCAUCUCACCACCGUUUGUUCUACGAUCAAAUGGUCGGUGUCUGCCAACGCGCUGAGAAGAAGGAAUUUGCUCUUCAAUCAGCUUCCUGGGACUCCGUCUCUGAUGCUGAACGCCAAGAGUUAGCGAAGAAGGUUGCUUCGUUCAGUGCUGAGGGUGAGAUGAUCUGUCGCAUGGGCGAGAACCUCAUCCCCAUCCUUCGACAAGAAGCUGAUCCUCUCACUCUCAUGCUGGAGAACGACUUACUCUACGAUCUUUAUCGUACCGCUUUAGGCACCGAUCGCUGUUACGAGCAGAUGUCAAAGGUGAUCCAGAAACUCUCCCACAAGCAACCCGAUCUCAAGAUCCUAGAGAUUGGCGCUGGUACAGGCGGUGCGACGAAGCCUAUCCUCGAGACUCUCGGCGGCCACGAGCCUGGAUCGUACCCUCAUUUCGCCCAGUACGAUUUCACCGACAUAUCAAGUGGUUUCUUUGAGAAGGCCCAAGAGAACUUCAAAGCCUGGGCUCCAUUCAUCAACUUCAAACGUCUCGACGUUGAAGGUAACUUGCAAGAUCAGGGCUUUGCAUUUGGGUCUUACGACGUCAUCAUCGCAGCCAACGUCCUCCACGCUACUGGAACAAUGAAGAAGACGAUGCAGAACGUCCGAAAACUUCUCAAGCCUGGUGGCAAGCUCAUACUCAUGGAAGUCACGCAUCUUCUUCUUCGCGGAUCCGUCAUCUUUGGCAACCUGCCCGGUUGGUGGCUCGGUGCAGGUGAGGGUCGUACCCAUGGACCUACUUUGACUGAAGAGUCGUGGUCUGAACUCUUGCGCGACACUGGCUUCUCGGGAUUGGAUAUCUGUUUGAGAGAUUUCCCUGACUAUGAGGAGUGUAUGUACAGCGUUAUUGUCACUACGGCUGAGAGGGAGGAGAAGAGUACUUAUCCUCCUGCUGUCAUUCUGGACUCUUUUGGUUGCGAUAACGUAGCGACGAAGCAAUUGGCCCAAGGCUUGAAGAAUCUGACUGGUGUUCAGCCAGAGGUUUGCAGCCUGGAUGACUACGCCUCGGCUGAUGUUUCGGACAAGGUCUGCGUUUGUCUCGAUGAGACUGUCCAGCCAAUCGUCCAUCAGAUCGACGAGGACAAGUUCCUCAAGGUCCGCAGCAUUGUUUCCUCCAGCAAAGGCCUUCUUUGGGUGUCGCGCAAUGGCGCAUCUGGCGAAACCCUCCCCGAGGUCAGCCUCAUGACAGGUCUCGCUCGCUCAAUCCGCUCAGAAGACCAGACCAAGCGUCUUGUCACUCUCGACCUGGACAAUGCGUCGUCUCAGACGUCUUCUGACGCUGCCAACACAAUUCUUCACGCCUUCCAAGGUCUUUUCCGUCGCGAAGAUGACAUCUCCAAGAACGAUUGGGAGUUCCGCGAGCGCGAUGGUCGCCUCAUGAUUCCCCGCGUUAUUGAGGACGUUUCAGCGAAUCAGUACAUCGCGCAUGAGACCCAAGAGCCUGUUCCUGAACUACAGCCCUUCCAUCAACCUGGACGUCCAUUGAAGCUUGAGAUUGGUAUCCCGGGAUUGCUUGACACGCUUCGCUUCAAGGACGAUCCGACUUUUGAGGCACCAAUUGGCGACGAUGAGGUAGACAUUCGCGUCGCUGCUUCUGGUGUCAACUUCCGCGAUAUCAUGGUCGCCAUGGGUCAACUUGUCGAUAACUUCCUCGGUUGUGAAUGCAGUGGUAUCAUUACCCAAGUCGGCGCCAACGUCACGCACCUCAAGCCAGGUGAUCGCGUCUGUACCUGGACCCUCGGCUGCUACAGCACAUACGUGCGAAACCCCGCCACUCUCGUGCAGAAGAUCCCCGACGAAAUGGCCUUUGAAGUCGCUGCUUCUCUCCCCAUCGUGUACUGCACGGCUUACUUCGCCAUCAUCGACACUGCAAGACUUCAGAAGGGCGAGAGCAUUCUCAUCCACGCUGCAGCAGGUGGUGUAGGCCAAGCAGCUAUCAUGCUAGCCAAGAUGGUCGGCGCAGAGAUUUACGCGACUGUUGGCACUGCUGAUAAGCGUCGCUUCUUGAUCGAGACGUAUGGUAUUCCUGAUGAUCAUAUUUUCUCCAGUCGCGAUAGCUCUUUUGCUGAUGGUAUCCGACGCAUGACGAAUGGUAAGGGCGUUGAGGUCGUUCUCAAUUCGUUGGCGGGUGAGUUGCUUCGCGAGACCUGGCAUUGUAUCUCUAUGUUUGGGCGCUUCAUUGAGAUUGGCAAGCGGGAUAUUGAGAUCAACACCAAGCUUGAGAUGACACCCUUCAUUCGCAACGUCACUUUCGCGUCUGUUGAUCUCACAGUCAUCUUCCGUCAUCGCAAGCCUCUUGGUGCCGCUGCUCUCAACUCGGUCAUGGACCUAGUCCGGGACAAGAAGGUUCAUGAGAUCAGCCCCAUUACUACAUACCCUGUCUCCCAGAUUGAGGAUGCCUUCCGAGUCAUGCAGGCUGGUAAGCAUCUGGGUAAGCUGAUCAUCACCGCGGGCGCCGAUGAUCUCGUCAAGGUUCUUCCCAAGAGUGAAGAGACCCUCCAAUUGCCAGCCAACGCCUCAUACCUGCUUGUUGGUGGUCUUGGAGGUUUGGGUCGCGCGACGUCUGCUUGGCUCGCUGAGCAUGGCGCAAAGAACCUCAUCUUCGUCUCUCGAUCCGGCACUUCCAAGCCUGAAGCAGCUGCGCUAGUUGAACGUCUUGAGAAGAAUGGCGUUAAUGUUGCUGUUCUUCGAUGUGAUGUUUCAGACUAUGAGAAGCUUUCUACUGGUGUUCAUGAUGCUCUCAAGACAAUGCCUCCAAUUCGAGGUCUCAUCCACGGUGGAAUGGUUCUCAACGACUCCAUCUUUGAAGCCAUGACCUACGCCCAAUACCAAGACGCCAUCCGUCCCAAGGUUACCGGAACUAUUAACCUCCACAACCUCACCAAGGACAUGCCUCUCGACUUCUUCAUCAUGCUUUCAUCCGCAGCCGGCGUCGUUGGUAACUCCAGUCAAGCCAACUACGCAGCCGGUGGCGCAUUCCAAGAUGCCUUUGCCCACUUCCGUACCGAACAAGGUCUUCCAGCCGUGACUCUUGAUCUGGGUGGUAUUGACGACGUUGGCUUCGUCGCUGAGAAUGCAGACUACGUCGUCAACCUUGAACGAUGGGGUUACUUGACCAUUUCCCAGGCUGAGUUCUUUUCCAUGAUCAAGCAGGCUAUCCUCCACCCCAAGCGCUCUGCGACGAACUGUCAGGUGGUUACUGGUCUGGGUACUCAAGGCAUGGCUGAAGAAGGUAGUGACGCAAGUCCCGAUGAACUACCCUUCUGGUUCCGCGACGCCAAAUUCUCUCAUCUUCUCCAGAUGGGCAGGAAGCAAGUCCACGAGACCGAUUCAGAAAAUGGCGUCCGUCUCACCGAGUCAAUUCCCGCCGCUGAGUCUCUCGCUGAAGCUACUAAUCUCAUCUGCGACGCCAUCAUCGAGAAGAUGGCAAAGAUGCUGGGCAUGCCUGCUGAGAGCAUUGAUGCAUCGCAGUCCAUGGCUGCUUAUGGCUUGGACUCACUUGUGGCGGUUGAGUUGAGGAACUGGCUGUUUAGAGAAGCCAAGGCGGAUGUAGCAGUGUUUGAAGUUCUUGGUAAGGGAUCGCUGAAUGCGCUGGCGGGCGAUAUUGCGCUUAAGAGCAAGAUCCUUCCUGCUUCACUGCGCAAGGAGGCACACGAUGGCGAUGCUUGA
Molecule: messenger RNA, 7614 nt
Organism: Fusarium redolens
Lineage: Eukaryota; Fungi; Ascomycota; Sordariomycetes; Hypocreales; Nectriaceae
Exons: 6
Coding region: 1-7614 (2537 amino acids)
Biological process (GO): secondary metabolite biosynthetic process; fatty acid biosynthetic process
Molecular function (GO): 3-oxoacyl-[acyl-carrier-protein] synthase activity; fatty acid synthase activity; phosphopantetheine binding
Source: RefSeq, a predicted model, not a curated record